Saccoglossus kowalevskii is the source of this 642-nucleotide messenger RNA. Its product is annotated as free fatty acid receptor 4-like. Gene Ontology annotation, molecular function: G protein-coupled receptor activity. Gene Ontology annotation, cellular component: plasma membrane. The record is from RefSeq and is a predicted model, not a curated record. Gene Ontology annotation, biological process: G protein-coupled receptor signaling pathway. Lineage: Eukaryota; Metazoa; Hemichordata; Enteropneusta; Harrimaniidae.
AUGGCUUUAAUAAGCAUUGAGCGUUUCCAACUAGUUGUAUGUCCACACAAGAAGAUAGUCACAACGACCAAACUUGUAGCGGUGAUAGUCUGUUUUUGGAUAGUCUCUGCGGUGUUCUCAUCACCAAUGGCAUUUUUCUUUCAAGUUAUGGAUCUUUGGUAUCUCGACCAACCAGUCACUGUUUGUACACUUGAGUGGCCACCGGGCUGGGAGACCACAGAGGUGAUUUUCGCUGUAACGGUAUUUUUAAUUGGCUGUUGUGUCCCGUUGAUUAUUAUCACAGCCAACUACGUGAGAGUGUACAGGAAAGUUUUAGCAUCGCGAAGAAAGGUUGAAGCUAGCGGCAGGGCGUAUGCUACUCGCGAUGAUAAUGCCACGGCUGCGCAGCAGAGAGAACUUCGUUUAUUGAAAAUGCUCGUACUCAUUGUCGUACUUUUUGUAUUCAUGUGGUUUCCUAUUUUCAUCGUUAUUCUGAUAAUCGCUCUAGAACUAGAAAGCGCUAAUUUGACUUCCACCACAUUUUUAUUCGUCUUGUGCGUGACCCUGUCAAACACCGCUAUCAAUCCACUGAUAUAUGGUGUUAUGAAUGAUAAAUUCAAACAAACUUUCCGAGAAAUGCUGCGCUGUAAACGGUCAUCGAAG